AUGAACCUCGAUUUCUAGAGGCAUUCAUACCGUCAGAUGGCUCAUGACCGACACUCAAAAACUUCUGGCACGCCCGUGUUAAUCAAGAGAAGCUGUUUGAGUCGAUAUUACCUGUCCAGAACUGAUUGAUCAUCACGAUACUCUCACAGGUCAGCGCUGAAACACUACCGCAUGAUCCUGGAGGGCUCAUCGGCCGCGGGGCAGAAUGUUCCGAGUCUAUAAGUGCGGAUGUCGAACGCCACCGAGAAUCCUAUCAUUCUCGACAUAUCGUCGAGCUAUGGGGCGUUGCUUGUAGGUUCCUUGCUCUCGUGCGUGAUCUGGGGAAUGUCAUGUAUGCAGACAUUUCUUUAUUUCAUGAACUACGAGUCGGAUUCGUGGUAUAUGAAGAUUCUGGUCAUGACUCUAUGGUGUCUUGAUACCUCUAACGAGAUCCUCUGCAUCAAGUCUUUGUGGCCGGUCCUCGUCCUGAACUACGGAAAAAUUGAAGGGCUUAAGAUAAUACAGAAGGAGCUCAUGCACCAUGUUUGGGUAGUUGGUAUUCUGUCUACCACUGUGCAGGCUUACUUCCUGCGCCGUAUUUAUAUAUUUAGCGGUCGUAAGAGACCAUGGUUAUGGUUUUGUUCCUUGCUGGGCUUCCUCGCUUCGUGGCAAUUCAUUGGAGCUAUUCCCUAUGAUUACUUUUCGCUGGGGACUACACAACUCGCAGAGCUAUCCACGCAAAAGAUGGUUGGCCUCGCCGUCUCAAAUCGUGCCUGUAGCGCCUUCGUGGAUAUCUGCAUCAGCAUAUCCAUGACAUGGCUUCUCACCCGAAGACCAGCCCCCAGGUUCGAACGCACUAGAAGAACGAUCUACCGCCUCGUCUUGAUCACGAUAAACAGCGGCGUAUGGACCGCCGUAUCCGCCAUCCUCGUCCUCGCACCCAUGGCCGCCAUGCCCUCAACGCUCUACUACACAAUGUUCGAGCUCCCAAUCGGCUCCCUCUACUUCAGCACCCUCCUCGCCAACCUAAACUCCCGACGCUACGUCCUCGGCGACGGCGGGAUCUGGGCCACCCGCACCAUCGCACACACGCAGACGGAGACGACUUCGGGCUCAGGGUCUGGUGGUGCAGGUGCAGGCGUCGAAGGGGCGGUGAGGAUGAUCCCGGUCGAUACGGGGAGGAGGGGGAGUAGGGGUUUGGGUUUGGGUUUGGGUUUUGGAGGGAGGGCUGCUGUUACUGUUCAGGGGAGGAGAGCGGAGGAAUUGGAGGGGGAGGGGAGGAGGGGGGUUUUGACACAUCAUGAUGCGGGUAUCAUGAUCAAGGUCGAUACGGACGUCCAGCGGGAUGUGGACGGUGCAGAAUCCGAACUCGAAAUGGACGAUCAUCCACGGAUGACUUCGAAGGGACAAGAUGACUACGUGUAA
Stereum hirsutum FP-91666 SS1 is the source of this 1404-nucleotide messenger RNA. RefSeq lists its product as uncharacterized. Lineage: Eukaryota; Fungi; Basidiomycota; Agaricomycetes; Russulales; Stereaceae. The record is from RefSeq and is a predicted model, not a curated record. The coding region runs from base 229 to 1404 and encodes 391 amino acids. The transcript has 20 exons.